AUGUCGUCGGCGCGCGAGGCGCCUUUCGGCCGCCUCGGCGGCAGGGCGUUUGCCAAGCUCGUCUGCACCGACAGCUGGCGCCAUGGGCUCCUUCAUCGGGUCAUCGCGGCGGUGAUCAUCGCAUGGGUCGUUCAGGACAUCCGCGCCGGUCGAGCCCUGAGCAAGGAGCCCGCAGACGUGAGGGCGAGCGUGCAGACUGCCUACGACGACCCGUCGGAGGACCAGAUUGGGCCGGCUGGCGCGCCACCGUUCCGCGGACGUGUGCGCCGUCCUUCACCUACGAGGUGCCGGCCGGCGGGGCGCUGCCCGCGGAGGAGACGCGGUGCGAUACUGCCUGCCGCUGCUGAGCAAGGACGGCUACGUCCCCCUGAGCCCCGAGCUGAUGAGGUACAGCGCGGACACGCUGACGCUCGACAGCUGGAGUGUCCCAGACUGCGGGCUGCAGUUCGGCGACCCGCCAGCGGGGUGCCCAGGGACGGGAAGACCAGCGCGGCGUACACCUUCAGCAUGCUCGGGGGCGGCGACGUCGAGCAGGCGGCCUGCAGGAUCGCGUGGCUCAAGAACGAGCCGGGGACGAGGAAGAACUGGUUCUACGGGGACUGGCAGGGCGUCAACCAGAGCGGCGCGCUGUCGAUGAGGAUCGGCCCCGACGCGGUCGAGCUCGGGAACGGCCAGCGGCUCCCGAUCCUGGAGGAGACCAGCACGCACAUCGUCGUCCAGGAGGGGCGCGCGACGGGUCGCCGGCGACCGGCAAGAUUGUCGACUCCCAGAUCCACUGGGACAUCUGCGAGGCCGAAUGCGAGCUCGAGCGCAUGCCGGAGUACAUCUCAAGGCCGACCAGGAGAAUCCAUUCCAUGGGACGGCAUCGUGGCGAUCGGCAACGCGACCAAGGACCAGAGCUGGUGGCAGGACCCUGCUGGCGACGACCCGACGCUCUUGUUCAGCAUUGAUGCCAGCGUUCGAGACCAA
Messenger RNA from Prorocentrum cordatum, 969 nucleotides. The record is from the annotation of a GenBank genome assembly. Lineage: Eukaryota; Dinophyceae; Prorocentrales; Prorocentraceae.